CCCCCCCUCCCGCAACACGCCCACGCACUUGUGAUGGAUACAGCAUCGAGCGACUUUCUUUCUUUACCGCGUCGAGGUUCCGAAGAGGAGGUUUGAUCCGACAGCAGGAGCAGAAGCAGCGGAACCGCCACCAUGACCAGAUGCCUGAUUAGCAAGUCGGAGGUGCAGGGCUUCGUCGAGCGGUGCAUGACCAGCGUGGGCACCAAGCCGCACCACGCCCGCAGCCUGGCAGAGGUGCUGGUGGAGGGAGACCACCGCGGCCACUACAGCCACGGACUCAACCGGAUGGACAUGUACGUGAAGGACGUCCAGACCGGAAUCUGCGCCAAGGACGGCGAGCCGGUGGUGGAGAAGGAGAGCGCCGCCACGGCAUUGGUGGACGGGCGGAACCUCCUGGGUCCUGUGGUGGGAAACUUCUGCAUGAACCUGGCCAUUAAGAAGGCCAAAGAGGCCGGCAUCGGCUGGGUGGUGGCACACGGCUCCAACCAUUACGGCAUCGCCGGGUACUACGCGAUGCAAGCUCUGAAGGAAAACAUGAUUGGCAUGUCGUUCACCAACACGUCCCCGCUGGUGGUCCCCACGCGCGGCAAAGAGUGCACCCUGGGCACCAACCCCAUCAGCGUGGCGGCGCCGGCCAAAGACGGAGACAGCUUUGUUCUGGAUAUGGCCACAUCCGCUGUAGCACUUGGGAAGGUGGAGCUCCACGAGCGACGUGGAGACACCAUCCCCGAGGGCUGGGGCUGUGACGCUGGGGGCAAGCUGACCACCGACCCCAAGGAGGUCCUGAGCGGAGGAGGACUGGUGCCCAUCGGCGGGAGUGAAGCCACAGGAGGCUACAAAGGCUUCGGUCUGGGGAUGAUGGUGGAGGUGUUCUGUGGCAUCUUGGCCGGGGCCCAGUACAGCAAACACGUCCGCACGUGGAAAGUAACCGAUCGCGUGGCCAACCUGGGUCAGUGUUUCGUGGCGAUCAACCCGGAGAACUUUGCCCCCGGGUUCAGCGAUAGGAUGUCGGACCUCCUGUCCAUCCACAGGGGGAUGGAGCCUGCGGACUCCGGCUCUCCGGUUCUGACCGCCGGAGAUCCAGAGAGGAUUAACAUGAAGAAGUGUGAGGAGAUGGGAGGGAUCCCCUACCACAUCAAUGUCAUCAACUACAUGAACGAAUGUGCCAAGAGAGUCGGCGUGACCCCUCUGCUGCCGUGUGACAAGGUCAUCUCCAACUAGUGCGUCCAGCCGGGAUCCUCUUCUACGGCCAUCAACUAAAGGCUUCAAGUUCUCAUGGAGCUAAUUCCAAAUGCGCCCUUGCACACAUUGCAUGUGUUGACAAUCUAAUUUCAUUCAUUGUUAAAGUUUUCUUUUCUUAAGGGACUUACUUUUUUUCAGUCUGAAGAUACUGGAACCCAAUGUUUAUGUUGAUAUGACUUCAAAUAUCCUGGAUUUCUUAUAGCAAAAUGUGUUUACUCGUUGUGUGACCAGCUGGGAGCGGGUAAACAAAGAGAGGUGCUAAGCUAAAGUGGUUUUGAGUUGUUAUUAACACUUGACUUGUUGUUAUUACAGUUGUAAUGCACACAAAUAUGUUUUUUAACCAUUUUAAAAUGAGACAUUUGGUUUAUAAAGUUCAUGUUUGAAACACUAUUCCAAUGUGCCUUAUUCAAUAAAAGCCUAAUAAACCAAAAUGUUUUUAAUCUUAAA
Pungitius pungitius (ninespine stickleback) is the source of this 1689-nucleotide messenger RNA. RefSeq lists its product as uncharacterized. Lineage: Eukaryota; Metazoa; Chordata; Actinopteri; Perciformes; Gasterosteidae. The transcript has 11 exons. The coding region runs from base 133 to 1221 and encodes 362 amino acids. Gene Ontology annotation, molecular function: oxidoreductase activity. The record is from RefSeq and is a predicted model, not a curated record.